CCAUUCCACAUCAACAACCAAACCCCACCACCAACUCUUUAUAAAUAAAUCAACCCUCUCAUAUCCCAUUUAACAAACCCCUUUGAAUUUGUUCUCCAAAAACCAUUAAUUUGGUCAUAUCACAAAUUUGGUCUCUCUAAUAUUCUUCUACAAUAUCAAGACGCCAAGAUCAACUAAUUACAGAAUCUACACAAAGCAAAGGAAAGAAAAAGAUCAUUAGCAAUUUAUUAGCACCAUAAUUAAUUUGAUGUCAAUGGCUAGCAUGUUGAGGCUGGCGUUGGCCUUAUGUAUUUUAAGCAGCGUGGUUUUAACAUCCUCAGCUCAAACAUGUAAAAACCAAACAUUCUCGGGCAACAAAGUGUUCACAACAUGUCGCGAUCUUCCACAAUUAACCGCGUACCUUCAUUGGUCAUACGACCAACCGAGUGGCAAACUAGACAUAGCAUUCAUACACCGAGGAAUAACAUCAACAAACCGGUGGGUUGCUUGGGCCAUCAAUCCAAGCAACACCCUUGAACCAGCCAUGGUUGGAGCUCAAGCUUUGGUUGCUAUUCCACAAUCAAGUGGAAGUCCAAAAUUUUAUACUUCUUCCAUUGCAGACACUAGAACACAGUUGACAGAAGGAAGCAUUAGUUAUCCUGUUUCUGGUUUCUCUGGCACAUAUCAGAAUAAUGAGGUUACUAUUUUUGCAACUUUGACUCUUCCAAAUGGAACAACCUCUAUUGUUCAUGUUUGGCAAGAUGGAACAACCACUUCUGAUUCUACUCCUCAAGAACAUAGCCAUGAAUCUUCCCACGCAAACUCUAAGGAAGUCUUGGAUCUUGUUUCUGGUACUUCCCAGGUUGCAAGUGGGAUUGGUUCGCGUCAAAGAAGAAGAAACACACAUGGAGUACUGAAUGCAAUAAGUUGGGGAAUCUUGAUGCCAACAGGAGCAGUAAUAGCAAGAUAUUUGAAGGUGUUCAAAUCAGCAGACCCAGCUUGGUUUUAUCUCCACAUAACAUGUCAAGUCUCUGCAUACAUAGUUGGAUUAUCAGGAUUCGGUACCGGUCUCAAGCUCGGUAGUGACUCGGAGGGUAUUGAAUACGACACACAUAGAGCACUUGCUAUUGUUCUUGUAACCUUCGCAACACUUCAAGUGUUUGCGCUGUUUUUGAGGCCAAACAAAGACCAUAAAUUGAGAUUUUACUGGAAUAUCUACCACCACCUUGUUGGAUAUGCAACCAUAAUCAUUAGCAUUGUGAAUGUUUUCAAAGGGUUUGAAGCCUUGGGAGAUUUUGUAGGAGAUCGUUACAAGAAUUGGAAGCAUGCUUACAUUGGUAUUAUUGGUGCUUUGGGGGGUAUUGCUGUCUUUUUAGAAGCUUACACAUGGAUGGUUGUCUUGAAGAGGAAGCAAAUAGAGAACAAGACUUCCAAUGGUGUUAAUGAAGCAAAUGGUGCUAAUGGUUAUGGUUCUAGGCCAUAGUGAGUGUAGGAAUGAUGUGUAGAAAAAUUAUAUUGGAUUUUCUUUUCUGUUAUUUUUGUGUCUCUUUAUUACUUUUAGACCCCUUUGUAUAUUUUGGAUACUCCAGCUUCUUCUUAAGAGUCUCAGUUUUGGCUUUUGAGGUAAUUCUUUCACAGGAUAUUUACUUUUAGGGGUGUGCUUUUGUGUGUGAGCUAUAUACACUGUAUUUAAUCUAUCACUUUAUAUUUCUUCA
Messenger RNA from Trifolium pratense (red clover), 1694 nucleotides. RefSeq names its product cytochrome b561 and DOMON domain-containing protein At4g17280-like. The coding region runs from base 248 to 1462 and encodes 404 amino acids. The record is from RefSeq and is a predicted model, not a curated record. The transcript is spliced from 2 exons. NCBI's taxonomy places the organism in Eukaryota, Viridiplantae, Streptophyta, Magnoliopsida, Fabales, Fabaceae.